Molecule: messenger RNA, 3033 nt
Organism: Strongylocentrotus purpuratus (purple sea urchin)
Lineage: Eukaryota; Metazoa; Echinodermata; Echinoidea; Camarodonta; Strongylocentrotidae
Product: deleted in malignant brain tumors 1 protein-like
Exons: 9
Coding region: 1-1995 (664 amino acids)
Cellular component (GO): membrane
Source: RefSeq, a predicted model, not a curated record
AUGCAGGGAAGCUCGUUCCUGCGUUGGUUAUGGUUACAACCUCUGAGGACCCGUGUGCGUGGUGGAAGAAGUGGAUCAUUGGAAGGAACAGUUGAGGUUUACUACCAAGGAGCAUACGGUACAGUGUGCGGCGAUGACUGGGAUUUAGAUGACGCCCACGUCGUUUGUCAUACAUUGGGAUAUCCACGUGCUUCUGCUUAUUACACCAACGCAACCUUUCGCGAAGGCACAGGGGAAAUUAUCCUGGAUAAUGUGCAAUGCACGGGAUCUGAGUCAAACAUCGCCUUCUGUCAACACAACGGUUACCUAUCUCACAACUGUGAGCAUCGUCAAGAUGCAGGAGUCACGUGUGAAGGCAUUGUUAACGCCUAUUUGAGAGACGGGAGCAGCAGCAGAGAAGGUCGGGUCGAGGUCUACUAUCAAGGAUCAUAUGGUAAUACCGUCUGCGACGAUGGCUUUGGUAUGACUGAUGCGAAUGUAGUUUGUAGAAUGCUAGGUUAUACCUUCGCAGAGUCCUUUUCAUGCUGUGCGGCAUUCGGCGAAGGAACUGGGGACAUUCUUCUGAAUAAUCUCCAAUGUACGGGAGACGAAGUGACGAUUGGACAUUGUAUGCAGAAUCCAUUUGGAAUGCACACAUGUGGACACAGUGAAGACGUAGGAGUAACGUGCAUUAAACUUCCCGUGCGUCUUGUUGACGGAGCUUCAGCCAAUGAAGGGCGAGUCGAGGUGAACUACCAAGGAUCAUGGGGUACAAUCUGUAAUGACUCUUGGGAUAUCAAAGACGCUACCGUCGUUUGUCGAAUGCUAGGUUACCCUGGAGUCUCUUCUGCUUUGGUGGGCUUCGGAGAAGCCACUGGUGAUAUCAUCCUCGACAACGUUGAAUGUGACGGGUCAGAAACGCACAUCGCACAAUGCACACAUGGCGCCUAUCAGAUCCAUAACUGCGAGCAUUCUGAAGACGUUGGUGUUAUAUGUAGCGGAGAAGCUGAACUCAAGGUUCGCCUCGUAGGCGGUCCGGAUGAGAGCCAAGGUCGUGUUGAGUUGUUCUACUUCGGAUCAUGGGGUACUGUCUGCCAUCACACCUGGACCUCAUUGGACUCGGAAGUGGUUUGCAGAAUGUUAGGAUUCGUCGGGGCUAUCGCAUAUUCAUUCUCCUCAUUAUACGGACGUGGGACAGGGGAAGUGAUACUACGUCAGCCGAGAUGCUCUGGAAAAGAAUCGAGUCUUCUUGAGUGUGAUCCAAGUUUUAAUCUGGGCAACACUGGGUGUGGACAUACAUCCGAUCUCGGAGUUUCAUGCUUAAAAAUGGAUGAUUUCCGGGUGCGUUUGGUCGGCGGAAGAUCUGACAAAGAAGGCCGUGUUGAGAUUCUAUACCUUGGUACUUGGGGGACAGUGUGUGAUGACAACUGGGACCUAAAUGAUGCCAACGUGGUUUGCAGAAUGCUCGGCUACGAACGGGCGGAUAACUUCUCCUGUUGCGCUGCCUUUGGACUAGGAUCUGGACCUAUUGUUCUGGAUGAAGUGGAAUGCGAGGGUACAGAACCAAACAUAGGCCAUUGUCGAAGGAGUGAUUACGAAACCCAUGACUGUGAUCACUCGGAGGAUGUUGGUGUCUCAUGCAUCGAACAUGAAGUGGAACAGGAAUCCUCUACAACCAUGGCACCGAAUGGCAGUGAAAUGGGUCUAUCCCAGCCUGUCACAUUUGGUUUAAUUGGAUUCCUCUCCGUUGCAGUUAUUGGUAUCCUUUUGGGUUGUAUCGUCAUGACAUUAAUGGUGCGGAAGUACAGGAGAUCAGCGAAUCAGGCUAGUAGUCAGCAGCAAGGGACAGCGAAACAAAACUGUUACAACGGACCACAACAUGGUGAGGAAGGUUGCUUGGAACUUAACGUUGUCCCUCCCAAGCUACCAGAGAGAUCUUCACGAGAUCAGGGUGAAACAUACGAAACGCCACGACAUGCUGACAAUGGAGAUGUUUAUGAAGAUAUUAAGACCUAAGAAGAAGAAGAAUACAAAAUCUAGUAGUACUUCUCUAGCUCUCCCCUUUCCAUUUCUCUACUCUUAUCACUCUUCCUACCUCUCUAACCGUCUGCCUUUUAUGUUUUACCUCCUUUUUCUCUCUCUUUUAGUUAUCUUUCUCUGUUCUGAAAAUAUAUAUACAUUUUGAAGAACAACGUAAUUCUUUGACCAUGUUAAUCGUUCUUUAUAUUUUCCAUUUGCUUUGUAAUUCACUUUUAUGUUUAAUUAUUUGAACCUGCAAGAUUUAACUUCAGUUCAAUGCAUCAUAUCUCUGAUUUGAAGCAUUUCUUAAUGUUCAAUUUGAAUAUAUUAAAUCAAUAUUUACUAUGUUUUUAUUUACUUUGUAUGAAAUUCUGCAUUUCUGCAAUUUUCUUAAAGAAUAAUUUAAUAUGGAGCAUACGUGUGAUUAUUACGCAAGAUUAUUUUAAUUGAAUCUAAAUGAUGGUGUGCUUUGUUUUUACUACCACGUUUGCUUAUGCGUUCUCUAAUAUAUAACAAAAUUUAUAUCUAGAUUUAUGUAUUAAAGGUUUUGCAUAAAAGCUCAGUAUAAACGCGUUUAAUAGGACAUAUAUUCAGGAUUUUCUCUAGAAACGUCCUUUCGUUUAAGAUUGUGAGAGAUUAUUUUAAAAAGGUAGUACUUCAUACUUCGUUUCCCAGUUACUGUAGAUACGUCUUGUCGUUAAAGAUUGUGAACGAUAAACAAAAAUAAAUAUAGGUAGUAUACUCUAUGAUGAAACUUGUAAAUACAGCAGCUCUACAUGUACAAAUGCUUUUUGAAAUGGUGAGAAAAGAUGGAACUUUGGUUAGAUGUACACAAUCAAUCACAUAGCAUAACCGUCAUAGGUAAGGUAUACUUUGUAUUACUUCUAUUUACCUCAUACUGUAACCAUUAGAAACAUAUUGAUUUUUUGUUUAAAAGUAAUCAUAAAGAUUUUUGAUAUGUAUAAUCAUGAUUCAAUGUAAUGUGAUAAUAUUUCACUGGUAUACAUUACAUUUAAAAGCUAAUGCACUGAGUUU